Messenger RNA from Oryza sativa Japonica Group (Japanese rice), 1392 nucleotides. NCBI's taxonomy places the organism in Eukaryota, Viridiplantae, Streptophyta, Magnoliopsida, Poales, Poaceae. The record is from RefSeq and is a predicted model, not a curated record.
AAAUGCAUAAAUGGCCGGCCACCCCUAGCCUCGCCCCUCGCAGACUCACAGUGGCAACUGGCAAGGCAGACCGACACGGCAGCUCAUCGAAUUCAUCCCCACGCGGGUGACGUCGCCCUCCCUCUCCAAUCAACAACAAUCCUUCCCUCCCUCCCACCUCCGCUCUCCCGCAACGCAGCGCCUCUGCGGCUCUGCCUCCGCACUCCGCAGCCGCCACCGACGGGAUCCCGCCGCCGCCUCCUCCUCCCCCCCUGCAAUGCCCCGCUCGUGACCCAUGCCCUCGCACGCGAUCCCCUCCCCGCUUCUGCGAGCGCGGCCCCCGGCACCCUCGGCGGCGGCGGCCGCGGCGACCGGGAGGAGGGCCCCGUCGCGUGUGGUGGCGGCAUUGGGCGGAGGCGGCCCGGCCGGGAGAGGGAUGGAGCAGCAGCAGCAGCUCGCCGGGGACGGCUCCCGCAGCCCAGUUAAAGAGAAGCCUCUAGUGUCAACCAUUGGGAAAUCAACCAAUAUACUGUGGCACAAUUGCCCAAUUGGACAAUCUGAGAGGCAGAACUUGUUGGGGCAAAAAGGAUGUGUCAUUUGGAUCACAGGACUCAGCGGCUCAGGGAAAAGCACUCUUGCAUGUGCACUGAAUCGGGAGUUGCAUUGCAGCGGCCACCUUACUUAUGUCCUUGAUGGUGACAACCUAAGGCAUGGCCUAAAUCGAGAUCUAAGCUUCAAGGCAGAAGACCGUGCAGAAAAUAUACGAAGAGUUGGAGAAGUGGCAAAGCUAUUCGCAGAUGCUGGAAUCAUAUGCAUUGCUAGUUUGAUAUCUCCAUAUAGGAGAGACCGUGAUGCGUGCCGUGUGCUGCUUCCAGAGUCUAGAUUUAUUGAAGUAUUUAUGGAUUUGCCACUAGAAAUUUGUGAAGCUCGUGAUCCUAAAGGUCUAUACAAGCUUGCACGCUCUGGAAAGAUUAAAGGCUUCACUGGAAUUGAUGAUCCAUAUGAAUCACCAGUGAAUAGUGAGAUAGUAAUUAAGAUGGUAGAUGGGGAAUGUCCUUCACCCAAAGCAAUGGCCCAGCAUGUUCUGUGCUACCUUGAAGAGAACGGAUAUUUGCAAGCUUAGCAUAUAUUUGUGAAGAUUGAUUUGAUUCCUGAGUGUCCUCCACUCGUGGACACUAGUGUGAUCCAUUUGAUCCAGAAUAAGAUGCAUCAAUUUGCAAUCAAUACAUGUGGCCUAUCAUCAUGGGUUACUCGCUCUUGUGUAGUUGUGUACUGUUCUAGCAUAGCUGUAAUUUGUUGACUCCGCAUGCACAUUCCGGUUAAAAAUGUGUGAGAUGUAUUUAUUCUUAGUAAUGUAUAAUUUGAUACUGGAUCCCAAUUAUUUGGAAUAAAUUGUGCAGUUUAAGCUCUCAC